Messenger RNA from Mytilus trossulus (common blue mussel), 1193 nucleotides. RefSeq lists its product as uncharacterized. The record is from RefSeq and is a predicted model, not a curated record. Lineage: Eukaryota; Metazoa; Mollusca; Bivalvia; Mytilida; Mytilidae. Bases 84 to 737 code for a protein of 217 amino acids. The transcript has 6 exons.
GUUGGAUAUUUUUUUAGGAAUAGUUUAUUGAAAGUAUAUCUUAGAUCUACCAAAAGUAUAUAGAAAAUUGUGGAUCAGACAAGAUGGCGGGAUGUCAUAUAAUCCGAAUCGUGACAAUCACAUUAGUAUUAGUAUUAUCGACUCAAGCUGUAACUCAUUUUAAUCAAAUGUGGAAAAAAUUAUUAACAAGCCGUAAAUUUACAACAAUUACACCAGACAAUUUACAAAAAUAUUUUCCAGGAUAUUUUCGAACACCAUCAGAACAAUUAGAAUAUGAAAGACUGAUCUUAUAUGGGUCAAAAAAUAAAAUACCAGUGUCAACACAAAGUAUGGCACCUUAUAAUUACCAUUGUAAUGUAGACUGUCGGCGUAGAUAUGGACCAUUUCAUAACAUGAGAUUUAAACGACAAGCCAGAACAGGUUCAGGAAAUAACGAUGAUUUUAUGCACGCAUGUUGUGUAACAAAUGUUUUCUUCGAAACACCAGAUCUAAAACCCAGUGUGAACGGUGAUAAUAGAAAUUUACUCCAUCUACCUGGAAUGAGACAGGUUUUCAAAGUAGAAAAUUGCAGUCAAGCUGUUGGGUGUACCGGUUGCAGAUGUAUGCAUGAACAGGCUUUAGCUUCAGCAGUGGUUAUUAAACAGCACAUUCCACCUUCUUUAGCAGAUCAAAUGGACGAUUUGGAAAUUGACUUAUUUUAUUUUAAUGGUUGUUGCAAAUGCGUCAACUACGGUUAAGGGAUAUUUGAUGUGAUGCCAUUUUAACGUUUUUUGGUUGUUCGACUUCACUCAACUUGUUCUUAAAACAAUGUGUAAAUAAUUUAACAUUUUGAACAGUAUUCAUCCAACAAAAAUUUCAUAGAAGAAAUAAUUAUGGAUAUCACCUAUCAAUGAAGUAGCACAAUUUAUUAAUUUUCAAAGCUACAUUGUAUAAAUAUGAAGUCGUGGAUUUGAUUUCUGCCCAAAAGAGAAACUACUUCAUUCUUAAUAACUUUAUUUGGUAAAUCAAUUUGAUAAGUUUGUGAGUGCGUUUUACUUUUUCAUUGAAAAUCCUUCGUGGUAAAAAAUACCACAAUGCUUAAAACAAUCAUUUUGAAAAGUCAUGUGGACUUGCGUUUUAUUUAACAUAAUCUAAAUUUCAUGAACAAAUUAUUUAUGGAAAUCUAAGUAUAUAAAUAAAACUUAAAUCUCUUA